Miscanthus lutarioriparius is the source of this 183-nucleotide messenger RNA. The record is from the annotation of a GenBank genome assembly. Lineage: Eukaryota; Viridiplantae; Streptophyta; Magnoliopsida; Poales; Poaceae.
AUGGCAAGAUUUCGAGACCGAUGCCUUCUGACAUCAGUGCUCAGUGGUUUCAGGAACCAGUGGCCAGGUAAAACAAAGUAUGAAGAUGACAGUGAAGCGACCGAAGAAGAUGGGGGCAACAUUGAAGAUGGCUGGAGAUAUGGCAACAACGCUGAUGAUGAGGAAAUGCUGGAUGAAGAUUGA